Molecule: messenger RNA, 1496 nt
Organism: Physcomitrium patens
Lineage: Eukaryota; Viridiplantae; Streptophyta; Bryopsida; Funariales; Funariaceae
Source: RefSeq, a predicted model, not a curated record
UGAAUUAUAGAGCGACAGCCCCUACAAUUCCGAAUCCGGGAAUUGUCUGUCCUGCAGCUGUUGUCUCGUGUGCUCUAAUCUGUGAGCUGCUUUCACUGUAUUAGUGAUCGCUCACCCGGUGGGCGAGAGAAAGAGGAGCGGAGUAAUACAAUUAUCUGCUUUUUUGAAGUUUCCCUCCCAAUCGUAAUUAUGUUUUUUCAAGUCGUUUAGUCACGCUUGCAUUCUGUACAGUUGAGUCAAUUAGUAGACAUUUGCGCGGAUUUUUUGGCAAAUCAUUGGAGACAUAGAUGAGAGUCUGGCAACAAGUGAUUCGAUGUCUGUCCUCUAGGGAUGCGCCAAUGAAAUUGGCGUACCUGUGGGCAACUCUUUAGAUGUUUGCCGGGGCACUUGUGGUGAAGUAAAUGAUGCGGAGAAGUUAUCUGUUGUUAUGAUCUCUAACUCCACAGCAGAAGCAGACUCAGCGCUAUUUGAAGUACCUGGAGGAAGCUUGGGCCGAAAGGAGUCCUCAGGAGAAGUGUGUAUUGCACCCGUUCUUGGAGAGAAAUACGAGGAAGAGGCCAGCGCAUGUGUUCCAGCCAAUGUCUUUCCUGGUCUGGUGAGCGGGAGCGCAGGUCCCUCUGAUCCUGACGUUUGUGCUAUCUGCUUAGAUAAAAUUAAGCUGGCAGAGACAUCUCAGAUCAAAGAAUGCGAGCACUCUUACUGCGUUACUUGUAUAUUACGAUGUGCUUUGUACAAGAGUAAUACCUGGUGCCCCCAAUGUCGUCUUCCUUUCACUGUUGUAUAUAUACAGGGCGCUUGAUGGGAGGUCCGUUUCUUCACUGAAGUGCAAUGUUUGUUGCAGUAUUUUUCAACUUUGUCGCAUAGUUUUUGCUCUUGGAGAUUAACUGAGUUUGAUCCACAGAAAAAUGAGCACAGAACUCUAGUAUUCUUUCACUUCCAAUCCUCAUGUAUUAAUUGGCUUCUGCCCGACAAAUCUGUAUGGACUUGGCUGAUGACGUUCAAACUUGGAUUUCAAACGAGAAACUUUUAAAGUCUGUAAUUAUUGCUUAAACAUGUAUACACAGCUCUACAGGCUUCACAAUCUCAUUAUUCUGUUGAAUUCAUAGGGAACUAUGAGGUGGACACCUCCUUUUACUGUGUGCCCCCACCUACACCAAUAAUUCAUUAUUGUUACAAGUUUUUCAACAAGUUGUACACUAAUGAGGAUAAAAUUUGUAGAAACAAAAACAAAAAACAAUAGCCAUCCACAACAUAGAAACAUCAGUAAUAUGGAAACUAAGUAAAGCAGAUAAAUAAAGGAGAUGUCUAGGUGGUGGUGUCGCUAAGUUGACACUACUGUUAUGUCUUUUUUUAUCCUGUUAAAAUUUUAUCAAUACAAUAUUUAUUAUUCUAAAGUAGAAAAAGAAAUUGUCGUUAACUUGAAGAGUAAAUUUCAAUGAGAAGGGAUUAGUUAGAUAGGAGUGGGCCUCCCCUACUGUGAAAUAUUUUUAGAUAUU